UUUUCUUCGUCCAGGGCGUUUGCAGUUGUUGGCGCUUCUGCCGACCGCACAAAGUUCGGCAACAAGGUGCUGCGGUGGUAUAUCAACAACGGAUUAUCCGUGACUCCGAUCAACCCUAAGGCCAGCGAGAUCGAGGGAAUCAAGUGCGAGCCUUCACUGGCCGCAUUGUCGGCUGCUAGUUCUGACUUGGGCGGCCUGGAGAACGUGGGUGUCUCGGUCAUUACACCGCCAGCGGUGUCUGAGAGUGUCAUCGAGGAGGCCGCCGGCUUGGGCGUCAAGCGUAUGUGGUUCCAGCCGGGCAGCGAGCCUAUCAAUUUGAGCGAGCUGGCUGAGAAUCUGGGUGUGAACGUUAUUGGUAACGGGCCUUGCAUUUUG
Messenger RNA from Kickxella alabastrina, 375 nucleotides. Its product is annotated as CoA-binding domain protein. NCBI's taxonomy places the organism in Eukaryota, Fungi, Kickxellomycota, Kickxellomycetes, Kickxellales, Kickxellaceae. The transcript has a single exon. The annotation marks the transcript as partial. The record is from RefSeq and is a predicted model, not a curated record.